GCCGCCGCCGGCCGGGUCAUGCCCGUGCGCCCGGGGCGGCGGGGCUGCGGGCUGCGGCGGGAUGGCUGCGCUCCGGGCCGGUGCCCUCGCCUUCCUCCUCCUCCUCCUCCUCGGCUGCCUCCUGCCCCGGCGCGGCCCGCUCAGGCUGGUCUCAGGGCGGGAGGAGAUUAAAGCUGGUUCCCGAAGCUCACCCCAGCCCAUGUCACCCUCUGACUUCCUGGACAAGCUUAUGGGACGAACCUCAGGCUAUGACGCCCGCAUUCGGCCCAACUUCAAAGGUCCACCCGUCAACGUGACGUGCAACAUCUUCAUCAACAGCUUUGGCUCCGUCACCGAGACCACCAUGGAUUACCGCGUGAACGUGUUCCUGCGGCAGCAGUGGAACGACCCCCGCCUGGCGUACCGCGAGUACCCCGACGACUCCCUCGACCUCGAUCCCUCCAUGCUCGACUCCAUCUGGAAGCCAGACCUGUUCUUUGCCAACGAGAAAGGGGCCAAUUUCCACGAGGUCACCACUGACAACAAGCUCCUGCGCAUCUUCAAGAAUGGCAACGUGCUCUACAGCAUUAGGCUGACACUGGUCCUGUCCUGCCCCAUGGACCUCAAGAACUUUCCCAUGGACAUCCAGACAUGCACCAUGCAGUUGGAGAGUUUUGGCUACACUAUGAACGACCUCAUCUUCGAGUGGCUGGAGGAGCAGGAGGCCGUGCAGGUGGCAGAGGGCUUGACACUCCCACAGUUCAUCCUCAGGGAUGAGAAGGACCUGGGCUAUUGCACCAAGUACUACAACACAGGCAAGUUCACCUGCAUCGAGGUGAAGUUCCACCUGGAGAGGCAGAUGGGUUACUACCUGAUCCAGAUGUACAUCCCCAGCCUGCUCAUUGUCAUCCUCUCCUGGGUCUCCUUCUGGAUCAACAUGGAUGCGGCGCCAGCCCGGGUGGGCUUGGGCAUCACCACGGUGCUCACCAUGACCACGCAGAGCGCCGGCUCCCGGGCCUCCCUGCCCAAGGUGUCCUAUGUGAAGGCCAUUGACAUCUGGAUGGCCGUGUGCCUGCUCUUUGUCUUCGCCGCCCUGCUGGAGUACGCCGCCGUCAACUUUGUCUCCCGCCAGCACAAGGAGUUCAUGCGCCUGCGCCGCCGCCAGCGACGGCAGAGGAUGGAGGAAGAGCUCAGCCGCGAGAGCCGCUUCUACCUGCGAGGCUACGGGCUGGGCCAGUGCCUGCAGCCCAAGGAGGGGGCUGGGGAGGGCCCUGGCGUGUACAGCCCCCCAGCAGCCAGCACCGUGCUGCGGGAGGGGGACAGCCUCCGCAGGCGCUACCUCGACCGCGCCAAGCGCAUCGACACCGUCUCCAGAGCCGUCUUCCCCUUCACCUUCCUGGUCUUCAAUAUCUUCUACUGGGUCGUUUACAAAGUGCUGCGCUCAGAGGACAUCCACUUGGUGCCCUGAGGCUGGAACAGUAUGACUGGCUCUUGGUGUGACCCCCACAGUGUGCCCAGGUGCCACAAGCUCAGCCAGAACUACCUUUCCCUCUGUCCCGGAGCGGUGGCACGGCUGGGAUGGGCCUCGGAGCCUGGACAUGUGGCAGCCCCGUGCCCCACUGCAUUCUGUGGCUCAGAGCGGGGGGAUCAACAAUCACAGGUCCCCAUGGUCAGCUGGAGAGAGGGACCCCUCCUGCUUCCUGCAUGGUGUCACCCCCAGGUACCCAGGGAUGCUCUGUUGUCAGGGCACAGGGACACAGCUACUCCCCAGGAGUGCUGUGCUGUGGGGGAAGCCCUGGGUAUCCGGGGGCACAGGAGUACUGGGUACUUUGGCACAACCAGUGGCCAGGAAACUCCUUCCUGAAAAUCCUCUUCCAGAAAAAUACCCUCCCCCUGUCCACACCUACCAUGUUAGACUGCUGCUUCUCCAGCCUGCAUCACUGAGCUGUGGGCCCUGAGCAGCCAGGGAUUAGGCUGCAGUCCUGCUGCCCCUGGACUGUACAGGGUGCUGGCUAUGGCCCCAUAGCCCCCUGCCCAGCAAUGGCCCCAUAGCCCUCCAGCCCCAGCCAGCUCCAAAGCACAGCAAAGCAGCAGGCAGGGGAUGCUGUCCUCCCUGCAGAGCCCAGAACUGCCUGGGAUGCCCAGGGCUGCAGGCAGGAUGUGGCAGGGAGGUUCUGUUUGCUCCAAGGAAAUGCCAGCCCUGAGGCAGGCUGCAGGCAAGCUCAGUCCUACUGAAGGGGCACAGAUGGCACUGCAUCAUCAGCAGGGUAGGGCCCACAGCCCAUCCUCCAAGGGAGAUUUUUUGGGAUGAAAGCUUGGCCAAUCCUUUUGGAGGAGCAGAGUGAGUGGUGGCAUCCCCAGACUGCUGCAUUCCCGUAGCACCACUGUGCCAAGAAGAGAGAUGGAGGUGAAAAUUGCUCCAUUCCCCAGCCCAGCAUCCAGGUGCAUCAUCCCCUGGGCAGGUUCAUCCCUAAUACUCCUCCUUUGGAGAGGAGAGCAACUGGAAUCCCAACAGGACAAGCUCAGCAAGGCUUCCAGCUCUCCAGACCUGGAUACCCUCAAUGCUUUGCAGGAAAUAAAAGCAGCAGGUGAUGUUUAAGUCCUCCAGAGAGGAGUGUGUUGAUGCUCUCCUUUCCCUCUGCCCACAGUGAGCUGGAGGAGGUUGCAGCCCAGCAGGUCCCAUGGCCAUGGGUGCAGGAGAGGGCCCAGAGUCUUCUAGGCAGGGCAGGAUGGAAAUAUUUCACCUUUUCCUUGAAUGCUGUGGUGCCCCCAUGGCACAGCAAGUGCUCCAGUGACCCACCUGCCAUGGCAGAAUGGACCCUGCAGGGCUGGGGGACAUGGGCAGCACUGUCUUGUGAAAUCAGACCCCAGAAUAAAACGCUGCUGUGAUCCCUGGCCUGGCUCCUCAGGCACCACUCAUCACCCUCCUCCUCGCAGGACUGACUGGCAGCAUUGCCCAGCCCCUCUGAGCCCCCUGAGUCCCACAGAGUGCUCAGCCAUUUCACAGCCAGGGCAAGCAGAGAACUGGCCCCAGGCCACCCCAUGAGGGGACUGAGGGACCCACAAGGACAGGCUGAGCCAGCUCCAUCCCAUUGCCAGCACUGUGCAUGCCUCCCCUGCCCUGGGGUUCCCCAUGGGGCCCCACCGUGUGUCCGGGCCAGACCUGCUUUUGGGGAGGCCCCAUGUGGAGGCCUCUGGACCCCCCCAGUAGCUGAGGUAGUGCCAAACAGGGAGGUACCAGUGUCUGAGCAGCACCCACAGGCACUGGGCAGCCACGCCAGCCUCCAGCAGUGGUGGGUUUUUAAACAGCAUCAAUCUUCCUACGCAAAUAAAGCUUUCUGGGAUUUUC
Messenger RNA from Oenanthe melanoleuca, 3328 nucleotides. RefSeq names its product glycine receptor subunit alpha-4. Lineage: Eukaryota; Metazoa; Chordata; Aves; Passeriformes; Muscicapidae. Gene Ontology annotation, biological process: chloride transmembrane transport; regulation of membrane potential; nervous system process. The coding region runs from base 62 to 1447 and encodes 461 amino acids. Gene Ontology annotation, molecular function: glycine binding; chloride channel activity; transmembrane signaling receptor activity. The record is from RefSeq and is a predicted model, not a curated record. The transcript has 9 exons. Gene Ontology annotation, cellular component: neuron projection; plasma membrane; synapse.